Molecule: messenger RNA, 975 nt
Organism: Mycena indigotica
Lineage: Eukaryota; Fungi; Basidiomycota; Agaricomycetes; Agaricales; Mycenaceae
Exons: 3
Coding region: 1-975 (324 amino acids)
Source: RefSeq, a predicted model, not a curated record
AUGGCUGAGUUCACUGGUGAAGCUGGCGCUGCCCUCGCUUUCCUUCUUGGCUACUUCGCCGUCUUCAUAUGGAUGCUCUACGGAUUUCUCACGCAUAAAUUCAAGUGGGGCUCGCGCUACCUGGCACUGUUUAUCCAUGUCACUAUUCGAUUGGCGUCGCAAGGCUGCGGCGUCGGGUUUGGCAUUUUGGGAUUCCGGAACACAGACCUCUUCCUUGCAUUCCUGAUACUUGGGGCGGAAGGGUACUUCUCUCUCGUGUUAUGCGCCUUUCGCUUCGUCAUUUCAUGGCAUCAACACAAUCUCGCGUCCGGCGAAAGUUGGCUCGAGCCUCGCGACCCCCCUGGAACCAAUAAAGCACGCAAGGCUCUUGCGUUCAUAUUCUUGGGCCCUUUCGCAUUCUUGGUAUACCGCGACAACCCCAUGGUUGGCUUCCAUUCUGCCCUGAUCCUCGCCAACACAGCUAUUGUCGUCGGUGGCUCGUACCUAGCGGGGGCAGACUACUCUCAACCCGACUCCCCCGACACUCAGCGUCGUUUGCGCGUGUCCAAAAUAGCGCGGACAGCGGGGCAAGCCGUCUUUCUCGCAGGAAACGCUGCCCUGCUUGUAAUCAUCCUAGUUACAAUGCGCAACAACCGGCGCGACGGCGAUUCACGCAAGCGCAAGGGAACCGUUCACCCGACAUUGAUUCUGUUGUUCAUCGCGUGGUUUCCUCUUAUUGUACGUGGGAUAUUCGGCAUCCUACAAGCAUGUGUCUGGAGCCUAUCUUACUACAAUCCCGAAAACUAUGGCCCGAAUGGGUUCACGCCGCGCUUCACUGCUAUCGAGUACUUCCUAGGAGUACUUACCGAAUUCCUUGCUUGUGUGUUGUUGAAUUUGACGUAUUUCACGUCAAAGAACGACCCCAAGAAGCGAGACAUAUUUGCGGCGCAGGAAAACAAGAAGGGUGGUGAAGGGGAAGCAGACGCAGGAGUAUGA